CGUUGGAGCCUCCGUGGAGACGGAGAGGAGCGAACACUAGUGAGGGAGAGGCAGGCAGCGGCACACGCCCAAGCUUGGUUAUAUCCAGCGCAUCCAUCGGCACCUCCUCACCCGCCAGUGACCCGACUGCAGCCGCUUGGUUCGGGGGGGAUCCGGUCAGGAUGCGCGAUGGGACAAGCGUGCGGACACGCGCUGCUGUGCCGUAGCCAGCCGCCAUCCACGGAGAUCUCACGCGGUCAGCAAGUGUUUCUGCGUCCAGAAGAGAGUUCUGCUCCGACGCUGACAUCCAGGCAGUCCGCCACCUUGUCUGAAAAACUGCAGGAUGCUUUGCUGCAGCUGGCGGCGGUCGUCGACGUGUGCUCACUGCGAGUCGCCCUCCGAGGCAGCAUCCAGGAGCUCCUACCCAACACGGAGUGCGUGUGUGUCUACUUGCUGGAGGGGAACUCGAGGCUACUUUCUGAUGAUCCACCACAUGAACUGCCACAAGAGGGAAAGAUCAGGAGCAUCAUUGACCAGCUGAAGCGGAGUCAGUGCAGCGGCCUUCCCUCCUCUGAACUGCCAGAGAAACACCGGAUCAGUCUCGCAGCACCGCUAACAGCGCAGAGACGAGCACUUGUGAUUCCCAUCUUGGACCAGCAACACAACAAGGCCAUAGCUGUUUUAUUGGUUGGAUGCAGCCCGCUAACAGAUCAGCAUGAGUCGCAUCUUAACAUGCUGGAGAAGCACGCCUCGGUGGCAUGUGCUCGUGUCCAGACUGUUCAGUCGUCCCUCCAGAGGCCUCCGCUUAGCCCCUCUCCCAUCCAGUCCCACAACGCACUGCUGCACCUCAACGUGUCGGAGCAGGACUACUGCGAGUUGGACCGCAACAUUCUACAGCUGUGUGGUGAGCUCUAUGACCUUGACGCAGCCUCUCUUCAGCUCAAAGUCAUCAAUUAUUUGCAGCAGCAGACACAGUCGCAGUGUUGCUGUCUGCUGCUGGUUUCCGAGGACAACCACCAGCUCUUCUGCCAGGUUGUUGGAGACAAAGUCCUGGAGGAGGAGAUCAGCUUCCCGCUGAUGUUUGGACGUUUUGGGCAAGUUGUUGAGAAGAAGAAGUCAAUCACUCUUCAAGACAUUAGUGCUGAGGAGCGUCGACAGUUGUGCACCAUGCUGGGGUGUGAGGUCUCCUCUUUACUGUGCGUCCCUGUGGUGAGCAGAGCGACGGGUCAGGUGGUGGCGCUGGCCUGUGCCUUCAACAAGCAGAAUGGCCGAAGACACACAGAGGCUGAUGAGCAUGCCAUCCAGCACUGUUUCUGCUACACUUCAACGGUCCUCACCUCAACUUUGGCCUUUCAGAAAGAGCAGAAGCUCAAAGUGGAGUGCCAGGCCCUCUUACAAGUGGCUAAGAACCUUUUCACACACUUGGAUGAUGUAUCAGUGCUGUUACAGGAAAUUAUAGUGGAGGCCAGGAACCUCAGUGAUGCUGAAAUCUGUUCGGUGUUCCUGCUGGAUCGGGUCAGCCAUGAGCUGGUGGCAAAGGUGUUUGAUGGAGGUGUGGUCAGUGAUGAAGAGAAGGAGUUCCGGAUCCCGGCAGAUCAGGGGAUCGCGGGCCACGUGGCGACUACGGGUCAGAUCUUGAACAUCAAGGAUGCGUACUCACAUCCUCUCUUCUACCGCGGUGUGGACGACAGCACCGGAUUCAAGACCCGCAACAUCCUCUGCUUUCCCAUCAAGGAUGAGAACAACGAGGUGAUUGGAGUAGCUGAGUUGGUGAAUAAAAUGAAUGGGCCCUGGUUCAACCGCUUUGAUGAGGAUCUGGCCACUGCCUUCUCCAUCUACUGCGGGAUCAGCAUCGCACAUUCUCUGCUGUACAAGAAGGUCCACGAGGCUCAGUUCAGAUCCCAUCUAGCCAACGAAAUGAUGAAGUACCACAUGAAGGUGUCAGAAGAAGAGGUGUCUAAACUGCUGGUGGUUGGGAUCGAGCCAGUGAGGGAGAUCCACCCCUGCUUCGCCGAGUUCACGUACACGCCCCGGUCGCUCCCGGAUGACACCACACCCAUGUGCGUCCUCAGCAUGUUUGAAGAUAUGGGCUUCAUCAACACGUACAAGAUCGACCUGCAGACACUCGCCAGGUUUUGUCUGAUGGUGAAGAAAGGGUACAGGGACCCUCCCUACCACAACUGGAUGCACGCCUUUUCAGUCUCACACUUCUGCUACCUGCUCUACAAAAACUUAGGGCUGUCCAACUACCUCGAGGACAUUGAGAUCUUAGCUCUCUUUGUCUCCUGCAUGUGCCACGACCUGGACCAUCGUGGUACCAACAACUCUUUCCAAGUGGCCUCGCAAUCUGUGCUGGCUGCUCUCUACAGCUCAGAGGGAUCUGUGAUGGAGAGACAUCACUUCGCCCAGGCCAUAGCCAUUCUCAACACUCAAGGCUGCAACAUCUUUGAGAAGUUUUCCAGGAAGGAUUAUCAGCGCAUGCUGGACCUGAUGAGAGACAUUAUUCUGGCAACAGACCUGGCUCAUCAUCUUCGCAUUUUCAAGGACUUGCAGAAAAUGGCUGAUGAUGGAUACAACCCGAAAAGCAACACUCACCGCUCCAUGCUGCUCUGCCUCCUGAUGACGUCAUGUGACCUGUCAGACCAAACCAAGGGCUGGAAGACGACACGAAAAAUUGCCGAGCUGAUUUAUAAAGAAUUCUUCUCUCAAGGAGAUCUGGAGAAAGCCAUGGGAAACAGGCCGAGUGAGAUGAUGGACAGGGAGAAAGCGUACAUCCCAGAGUUACAGAUCAGCUUCAUGGAACACAUUGCCAUGCCCAUUUACAAGCUGCUGUCCGAACUGUUUCCCGGAGCCACUGAGCUUUACGAGAGGGUGUCAGCGAACCGAGAGCAGUGGACCAAAGUCUCCCACAAGUUCACCAUCCGGGGUUUGCCCAGCAACAACAGCCUUGACUUUCUGGAUCAGGAAUAUGAACUUCUGCAGGCCCAGGGAGCUUUCGGAAGUGACGACCACUGCCUAAACGGAUGCCUUGACGAUGACGGUGGCGGGAGGGGACAGUGACACCAACGCACUGCGGACUGUUCCUGAUGUUGUGUGUCCUAAGAGGCUCAAGAUACCUUUCCAGUGAAGUCGAAGAGGGCGGGGUCUCUCUGCUGUCAGUCACUUAGAUGCUUAGCAGCCAUGCAGUAUGGACGAUUUCUCCGAGCGAAUUACAGAGGACAGGUGAUCGGAAUCGACUACUAGAUGUUGCGUGUGUGUCCAGGUCACAGGGGCUGAAGGUGGCCACUUCAGUGUUUCAAGUCAGUUUGACGGCAAAACACACUCAUAUCCUUUAAAAGAUUGUAAAAACCGACACACUUUAUGUACAUGCGUGCGCUUGUGUGCCGCGACAUAAAGGUAGACAUUUCGGUAUUUCACUUCAACGUGUUACAAUGUGACAAAGUGCUCAACAUUCAGCGAAGUGUUCCAUUACAUCUUGUGUUUAUUUAGAGCGGCUAAAGCUAAUGUCUCCCACCUGAUGCUAAUGAAUGCAUGACGUAUGGUCACCUCAUGUCUUAUGUCGUUUCCUGAAUCCACGUGGCUUGGAACCUAAUUUUAUACCAGCGGAGUGAGCUCUGCUUCUCAAAGUCCAUAUAUAAAUGUGUGUGUGACAGUUAGAAAACUUCAUUUGCUGCAACAAAAUCUAACUUUGUCACUUUAAAGGGCCAAUUUGACAAUCACUGAUGAUAUUCAGAGUCACAGGUCAUCAAACGCAGUGCAAUGUUUUUGUCUCUGACAUUAUUUGAACACGCAUUCACCGUCCACAGAGUAACACAAGCCCUUUAAAAGAUCCACCUCAUGCGUCGUGUCACUGCACCAGAGCGAGUGUGUCAUCGAGUGUGUCAUAAUGAUCUGCCUUAUUGCGCAUCUUUGCUGCCUUUCUUAGAGCUUUUAAUAUAUGAACGUUGAAAUAAAGAGUCUAUGUAGUAUGUAUGUUGUAUAUUUGUGUAUUUGUAUAGACAUAGAUGGAGUAUCAGUGCGUUGGCUGAAUGACCACCAGAAGAUGUAUAUUUGUGAAAUACCUAUGUGGAGACCUCAGAUGUCUUUUCCUCCUCAAGUUUAUGUUCUCCAGUGGACGUUACAGGCAGACACGGAGGGUUUGUUCUCCUUCAGCGCAACAUUUUAUAAAAAAGGAACCUGAGAUGUAGCUGUCACAGAAACAAAAGGAUCAACAGUUCAUGUCCCAAAGGAAAACGUUUUGGAAAAUUACUUUUUAGUGUUUGCCUCGCUGUUGUGUUCUCCUGUAUAAAAAUGCCUUUUUCUGUUCCUGUUCAAAUCAAAAAUGCUGCUGUACUUCGUGGAAGAAAAAAAAAAAAAACCCUACUCCUUAGUUACAUGACGACAAACUUCUGUAAUAAAGAUGUGGGUGGUGUGUGUGGACAGUGGAGCGUUCACCAGCGAGCAAGCGAGAAGAUAGAUGAGUGGGUGUGUGGAGAGGAGCCCGAGAGAGAACACACUGGAGGUGGUUGAUCGCUGAUCACUACAUAAAUAUUUGCUCUCAUGUAGCCCUGAUAAUGACAGUGAAAUUUAAUGAACGCAAAACCUGGUAUUUUUAAAUAUUUUCUCUGAGUGGAGGGCUAGUUGCUGAGCAACGUCCAUGGAUGUGUGCAGUAUUUUCUACUCAACAUUUUUCAAAGGGCAUACAGAAUAGCAUUUCUCUCUCUCUCUAACUCUUGCUCACUUCAUCAUGUGUACCUGCCUUUUUCAUGUGCAAUAUGAAGUGUCUGCCUCUCUGUAAAUACUGACGCCUCAUGACUUGUUAAGAGUUGUAUUCUUACGUUACUACUGAAAGAAACCAGAGGGGGCGCCAUUUCAACCCCUCCAAAGAUGCGUUAGUGAGUCUCGACUCUGGAAAGUUCUGUCUGUCCCUUCGUUUUUGUUCUGAUGUGCCAAUGAGAUAAACUCCUGUCCAAGCUGUGACACGAAGGAGCAGAUCGACGGACGUAAAACAUGAAAAACACUUCAAGCCCUACAAUGUAUUGUAACAUUCUUAAUUGGCAUAAUAGAAUUGCUGUAAAUAUUCACCUCCUUAUUAUGGUGUGAAAUAUUUCAGUUAUAUGUUGUGUUCAAAUUUUUUGCCUUCAUUUCUCUGUUAAGGGUUGUACUGAGACCUCUAUGUAUUUAAGAUUUAUUUAAGAUAUUGGACCCUCUACAGCAACCUAAUUAGAUAUCAAUUCAUGCUCAAAUUGUGAAACACCUCUGUUUAUUAUUUUUCCCUCCUUGUGCUGGUGGUCUUUAUUUCAAAGAUAUGAUGAACAAUGUACCAAAACAAAUGUAUGAGACUUUUUUUUUCUUGGAAUAAAUGU
Molecule: messenger RNA, 5324 nt
Organism: Synchiropus splendidus (mandarinfish)
Lineage: Eukaryota; Metazoa; Chordata; Actinopteri; Syngnathiformes; Callionymidae
Gene: pde2a
Product: cGMP-dependent 3',5'-cyclic phosphodiesterase
Exons: 31
Coding region: 169-3039 (956 amino acids)
Biological process (GO): regulation of mitochondrion organization; negative regulation of receptor guanylyl cyclase signaling pathway; cGMP catabolic process
Cellular component (GO): synaptic membrane; mitochondrial outer membrane; mitochondrial inner membrane
Molecular function (GO): protein homodimerization activity; 3',5'-cGMP-stimulated cyclic-nucleotide phosphodiesterase activity; 3',5'-cyclic-AMP phosphodiesterase activity
Source: RefSeq, a predicted model, not a curated record